This is a messenger RNA of Candida tropicalis MYA-3404, 450 nucleotides long. RefSeq lists its product as uncharacterized. The transcript has a single exon. NCBI's taxonomy places the organism in Eukaryota, Fungi, Ascomycota, Pichiomycetes, Serinales, Debaryomycetaceae. Bases 1 to 450 code for a protein of 149 amino acids. The record is from RefSeq and is a predicted model, not a curated record.
AUGUACACGAAAUUUCAAAGUUUAGUGAGAGAUGUAAUUGUAUUUUAUUUUCACUCAGAUUUUGUACAAAAAUUACUGCAAAAAUAUCUAGUAAAAUUUUAUGUGGUGAUAGAACGAUUUAAAAAAUAUAACAUUAUAGAGUCUCAACCAUCUUUGAUAAAACUACUGCUCAAAAACAUAUCAAUUCCACAAGAAUAUCUACCAUGUUCUUGCAGUAAUUAUUCCUCCGCUUUUACCCAUAUUGUCCCAUUCAUAGCACCCCAAUAUGCGGAUUUAAUGAGAUUGUGUUUUAGUCUAAAGUCUUGCAAUUUUUCAUCCAAAUUUAAACAUCGACAGAUUGUUUGUUCGCAGACUAGUCGUGUCGAGGUAAGAAAUUACUCCUAUUUUAGUUACAGUCGCUUUUCCUUUUUUGUUUCAUUGCCUAACUUGGAAUCAAUUUAUACCACCUGA